AUGGAUGAACACAUUAUUAAUCAGAUGUUAGAUUCUGAUUUCGACGAGUUUGAUGAUAUAGACGACACCGAUGAAGAUCCAACUUGGGAAAAUGAUGAUGUGAACUCUUGUUUUCAAGAUAAAAUAUUUGACGAUAUUGUGCAGGAUAAUUACAUUAAUCAUGAUAUUUCCCAUAUAAGUGACUCUGAUACUGAUGAAGAACCUACACAAACUGUGCGAAAUACUGGACGUCCUAGAAAAAAAACUCAACAAGAUGAUAAUCCUAGACAGUGGAGAGAUGACGACUCAGUAAUUAAUUCAUAUAUAUUUAAUCCUGACAAUGGAGAUUACAGUGUUAACCCUGAUUUGUACGACACAUUAUAUGAUGGUUCUCCUAUUGAUUUUUAUCACUUAAUAGUAGAUCAAAAUAUUAUAAAUAACAUUGUCAUUGAAACCAAUAAGUAUGCUGCACAGCAAAUAGCCAGCAAAGUUAUUUCUCCACAUUCACGUCUUAAUAAGUGGUAUGAUACUAAUGAAAGUGAAAUGAAAUGUUUUUUAGGCCUUUUAUUGUGGACUGGUUUAGUUUCUCUACCCUCCUAUGAUUUAUAUUGGAGUACUUCAGCUAUUUUUAAAACUGAAUUUAGUACUUUUAUGAGUAGAAAUAGGUUUGAAAUUUUAUUGCAAAUGAUUCAUUUUGCAGAUAACAGUAAGGCAGAUCCAAAUAACCGUUUGUACAAAUUAGGAAGUGUAAUAGAUAAUGUAAUGACCAACUCAAAUAAUUGUAUGCAGCCAUAUGAAAGUUUUUGUAUAGAUGAGUCUUUGAUCAAAUUUAUGGGUAGAUUGUCAUUCAAACAAUACAUAAAGAACAAAAAAAGUAGAUUUGAGGCCAAUGCAGAACUAAAUGUAGGCUCAAAAAUAGUACUUGAGUUAUCUGAACCAUACUUAGAUUGUGGGAGAACUCUUUAUGUUGAUAACUGGUAUACUAGUAUUGAACUAGCCGAAUCACUAAAUGAUAGGCAAACACAUUUGGUUGGAACCUUGAGGGCAAACAGGAAAUCUAAUCCAAAAGAUGUCACACAAAAAAAAUUAAAAAGGGGUGAAGUUAUUUCAAUGCGUAGCUCUUCAAAUAUUUUAGUUCUUAAAUGGAAGGAUAAACGUGAUCUGUACAUGUUAUCUACAAAACAUGAUAGUGAAAUGAUAUCAAUUGAUCACCGUGGUAAAUAUAUUGAGAAACCUAAAGUCGUAAUAGAUUAUAACUUAGGUAAAUCACCAAUUGAUUUAUCAGACCAAUUGAGUUCUUAUUCCAACCCAUUGCGCCGCAGUAUUAAAUGGUAUAAAAAGGUUGUUUUAGAUACAUUGCUAAAUAUUGGAGUUGUAAAUUCCCUUGUUUUAUUUAAUAAAGUAACUAAUUCUAAGAUGACAAUUACUACUUUUCGGACAAUUUUAGUGGAAAACUUGGUUAAAAAAAAUAAUAUAAUGCCUCCAAAAGUUACUAUGAACCACGAUUUUGUUAAAUCUGGAAGAAGUAGAUGUUUUAAGUGCUAUAAAAAAAUGGUAUCUGAAAAGGGUAGGACAUAUGCACAAAAUCAUUCAACAAAAGUGUAUACUAAAUGUUUAGCUUGCAACAAAUAUUACUGCCAAAUGUGUUUCAUGAGAGAUCAUAAAAUUAAAAAAUAA
This is a messenger RNA of Macrosiphum euphorbiae (potato aphid), 1656 nucleotides long. The record is from the annotation of a GenBank genome assembly. NCBI's taxonomy places the organism in Eukaryota, Metazoa, Arthropoda, Insecta, Hemiptera, Aphididae.